AUGCAGGGCUUGCUGGGCCUCUGGCAGCGCACCCUGGGAACCUUGACCCUGGACCUCAAGAGACAGAUGGCACGUCGGCGUGGCAGCUCCCAGUUCAUCAUCCCACAGCAGCAGCCGGGCGCGGAGAUCACAUUCCCAGAGGUGGCCUUUGACGACAGCGGGGCGCGGUUGAAGGUCAUGCGCCACGUCCAGUUUGGCCCCGCCUUCUACCCCCUGACUCGGAAGGUGGGGGCCCCGGACGGCGCGCCGUCCCCCUGCUUCGACCUGGGCGUCGGCGCUCAGCUCGAAUUCGAUACGGCUGCUGUACAGGCCAAGGCCCGUAUCAAGUUCCAGGACUGGCUGUCCCUGAAGGCGCUGCCGGAGCCCGCCAUCAAGCUGCAAAAGCGCUUUGCGCUGGGCGAGUCCGGCGCCGGUGUGCGCGUGAGCUACGAGUGCCCGCUGCGCGCGCUGGGCACGGCCUGGCAGCCGCCGGCGCGCCUCCUGGUCUCCAUCGACAGCGCGGUGCCCUCCGGCCUGAGGCUGACACAGGGCGGCGUGGAGUUCGACCAGGCCCUGGCCCUGCCGGGGAACAGGGCGCUGAUCAGGGGGGCGGGCCGCCUGGGCCUUCCCAGCCGCCUGCCGCUGGAGGAGGGGGAGCCGUGGGUGGAGGCCGACGUGCGCCGGCUGGGCCUCAAGGCCGUCUGGUAG
Molecule: messenger RNA, 687 nt
Organism: Auxenochlorella protothecoides
Lineage: Eukaryota; Viridiplantae; Chlorophyta; Trebouxiophyceae; Chlorellales; Chlorellaceae
Exons: 3
Coding region: 1-687 (228 amino acids)
Source: RefSeq, a predicted model, not a curated record